Messenger RNA from Poecilia reticulata (guppy), 2088 nucleotides. Lineage: Eukaryota; Metazoa; Chordata; Actinopteri; Cyprinodontiformes; Poeciliidae. The record is from RefSeq and is a predicted model, not a curated record.
UUUUUAUUAAUAGAUUUCUGUGGUCAGUGUCACUGAUCUAAGUACGUCUUCACAAUAAUUUAAGGAAUUAAAAACAAGUUUUAAUGCAUAACCCAUUUUUAAAAAAUCCUCAUGAACAUUGAUUCAGUGUCUCCCAAUACCAGUUAUGCAUGAUUUAAAUGAUAACUUAUCUUGUUUUAUUUUUAAACCUUUUUUGGACUUAGGGUUAGGGUUAACCCUAAGUCCUGGAUGACUGAGAACAAGUAGGUAGAAAUAAAUAAAUGGGAAGUACAACUUAAACUUAAGCCUCAAAGCACCAGGGUUUAGGAAAAUAUACAGAUUUUAUUUUGUGGUUUUAAAGGCUGUACGUUGACAAAGGUAAGAAAUAAAGUCAUGUUUUCUUUUUUUCAAUCUACUGUCAGCUGCUAUGCUCUCUCUCUCCUCUGGUCUCAAUAUGGUAUGAGAGACAAUCUGAAAAAAAUCAAGCUCUUCCGAUCACAGCGUCCCAUAGUGCGAUGCUCCGUCAGAACCCUCUCCUCCCUCCCUUCGAUUCUACUGCCUCUCCUUGAUUGCAGCAGGAAAAUGAAGCAACACAUUUGCAGUUCAUUCGUGAAUCGAGCAGCAGGUUUAGGACGCUGCACGAGAGGAGAACCUCUGAGCUGCGGCGCCAUUGAGCGGAGGGAAGCUGGGAUCCGCUUUCUGAGCAGAUUGUCGCCUGGCUGUGUGGACGUCCUCUGAAAAUGCUGUAUGAUAAUAAUAAUAAUCCCGGCGCAGGCGAGAGGCCGCAUCUGCUCCAUGGCGAAGAGUGACGGGAGGGAAAAUGUCGCUUUUUCUUCUUACACCGGACGCUUCUGAGAUGAGGGAUAAAAAGAGGAGGAAGAAGAAAUCGCCAUUUGAUUUUUAGGUUCGGAUUACAGCACAUCGAGAUGGAUUCUAUUUAGAAGUGGCGGCGAGCAGGAGCGAUGAUUUGAUGCGGGACAUUCGCCACAUUCAUGGCGAACACAACAGAGUUCGGGGAGAGCAGCGCGUCCUUACACAGCUAUGCAUCCCCGGCCUCUGCGGUCAAGCUGGCCUCCCUGGGGCUCAUCAUGGGAGCGAGUCUGCUGGGCAACGCGUCUCUGUCGCUGCUGCUCCUGAAGGACAGUUCGCUGCACAAGGCUCCCUACUACUUCUUGCUGGACCUGUGCCUGGCCGACGUGCUGCGCUCGGCCGUCUGCUUCCCCUUUGUGAUGGCGUCUAUCGGAGCCGGUUCCGACUGGCCGUAUGGCGCGCUCAGCUGCAAGAUUGUCGCCUUCAUGUCGGUGCUCUUCUGCUUCCACGUCGCCUUCCUGCUCUUCUGCGUCAGCGUCACCCGAUAUAUGGCGAUCGCCCAUCACCGCUUCUACUCCAAGCGCAUGAACCUGUGCACGUGCGUGGCGGUCAUCUGCAUGGUGUGGACCCUCUCCGUGGCCAUGGCCUUCCCGCCCGUGUUCGACGUGGGCACCUACAAGUUCGUGCCCGAGGAGGAGCAGUGCACGUUCGAACACCGCUACGUCAAGUCCAACGACACGCUGGGCUUCAUGCUGAUGCUUGUGGUCAUCGUGGGCACCACACACGUGGUUUACGUGAAGAUGCUGUGCUUCGUUUACGACCACCGCAAGAUGAAGCCAGCCCAACUGGUGCCUGCCAUCAGUCAGAACUGGACCUUCCAUGGGCCCGGAGCCACCGGGCAAGCCGCCGCCAAUUGGAUCGCUGGCUUCGGGCGUGGGCCGACGCCGCCCACGCUGGUGGGCAUCCGGCAGGCGUCGCACCCUGGCAAUAGGAGGCUGCUGGUGCUGGACGAGUUUAAGACGGAGAAGCGCAUCGGGAAGAUGUACUUCCUGAUCACGCUGGCCUUCCUUGUACUGUGGGCGCCUUACAUUAGCGCCUGCUACCUGAGGAUAUUCGUGCGCGGGGCUCCCAUCCCGGAGCUCCACCUGACAGCCGCGGUGUGGAUGAGCUUCGCCCAGGCGGGGGCCAACCCCAUCAUCAGCUUCAUGUUCAAUAAGGAGCUCCGGAUCAGACUCAGAGCCUGCUUUUCCUGCUGCCUGGGAACACAGACACCCAUGGAGCCAUACUGUAUCAUAUGAA